Molecule: messenger RNA, 2180 nt
Organism: Mollisia scopiformis
Lineage: Eukaryota; Fungi; Ascomycota; Leotiomycetes; Helotiales; Mollisiaceae
Exons: 2
Coding region: 205-1977 (590 amino acids)
Biological process (GO): protein localization to vacuole
Cellular component (GO): vacuolar membrane
Source: RefSeq, a predicted model, not a curated record
CACACUCCUUGCUUUUCCAUAAUUUAUUAACGGUAACAAUUACAGAAGAUUCAAUAAUUGAAGGUGAGUUCAUAGUUUACUUGAAAAAGACGCAGCUGUCUUUAGCUUUCCAGUCCGUUGCUCGCUGUAGCUAAUACAACACGAUAUUUAGCCUCCGAAACAGCGCCUAUCAAUCGAGUCGAGGCGACGCUCGAAUCGCCAAAUAUGGCGCUCAUACAGACGGCAUUCAUUUGGGUGGCAUAUGCUGUUGCCGUAGCUCUUGUAGCUCUCAUAGCUGCGAUAUUUACCUACACAUAUCAAACGCCGAGAGACAGAUCAGCCCUGGUCUCAACUAUCACAAUCAUAACCUUAACGUCCUUACUGGCAACGGUCCUUCUACUCUCUGUCGAUAUUGCUUUGGUCAGCUCUACGAAUUCUGUUAAGCUUGGAGCCAAGAAGGAUUGGGCGACUCCAGACACAGUGAAGAACAUAUUGUACACACUCGAGAUUGUGUACUACACCCUCUAUAGCUUGGACGCUCUCCUCUGUCUCUUGGUGGUCCCCUUCACAUAUUUCUUCUAUGAAGAAUAUGAUGAUGUCGAGGCUGAAGAAGGCACUCAAACCUUCUCUCAAAGGUUUAUGGGAGCAUUGAAAUACACCCUGAUCUUCGUUGUCCUUGUGGUCAUUAUCUUCCUCGUUGGCUUUUUCGUGCCCGUUGCCUGGAACCGCAAUGGAUCUCAUCAUGAGUGGAACGACUUCGACUAUUUCAAGGGUCUAUUGUCUGAGAACCACGGCGAACGAGCUCUAACCUUUGCUCUUGGAUUGCUCAUUUGCUUGGGCACGUUGCUCUACAUCUUAUAUACCGCAGCGGGACUCGCUCUUCUACCUAUCUCUUUCAUCAAAUCAGCUCCUUCUAUUAGCGCACCUCAAUUAUCAGAGACUACAGCAUCGGCCUUGGAACAGAACCGAGAGAGACAACGCCAACUCGAGGGCCGUAAUGCUGGCCGCGAAGAUGGAAUGCCGGCUAAAGAUCAGAGAGAGCUAGAGGCAUUGGUUCGUGAAGAGCGAACCCUUGUUCGUAGAGAGCGUCUUGCUGCAGAGGCUCGAGGCGAUGGCAAGUCGUUCAUUGUCAGAGCAUGGACCAAACUUUGCGCUGUGUUCCGACCUCUGAAGCUGAUUGGAGGCAUUCUUCUUCUCCUGCUUGCAAUCGUACUUUGGGUGUCAAUGUUGAUCACUGGCAUUGAUAAAGCGACGAACUCGGUCUGCAAACAGCAUUGUGGAUAUAUCUUGGGCAGCAUCAACGUUUUCCAACCUGUGAACUGGCUCUUUGUGCAGACAUCAAGGGUCUUCCCCAUCGAUUAUGCAAUCAUGGCUUUGCUGGUGCUAUUCUUCUUCAGCAGCUCUGUGGCUGGAAUUGCGACUAUUGGAAUCCGCUUCUUGUGGAUCAAGAUCUUUGAGAUUCGCAAGGGCCAUACCACGCCUCAAGCUCUUCUCAUGGCGACAGUGAUGUUGACUUUGAUUAUGCUUGCAAUCAACUACUCGGUUGCCAUGAUUGUUGCUCCACAAUAUGCUAUUUACGGAGCCCAGACGUUUUGCAGCAACCCAACUCGAUUCCCUGGUGACCAGCCCAAUUGCUCAAAGCAUCCCGAACUGGUUAAACCAUGCUCUGAGCUAUCUACCGAUGGCGGAUCCAAGAAUGUCUGCACUCCCAGUGUCGUUUCCACGUUCCUUAAUCGAGUAACGGCCAACUUCCCAGUCUUUGGCGCUCUGGCUUUUUGGGCACAGUUCGCCUUCCUUGCUGUGUUCUUGAUUGUCUUCCUCACGUCGCUAUUCCGAACGCCAAAGCUGGAUCUUAGCCAACUUGACCAGGAUGCCGAGGCCGACGAGGAGGAAGGCCUUCUUGCCAGCACGGGGAGAAGAUUUGGCGCUACCUGGCAAGAUAUUCGUGGCAAGGCGAAGAAGACAACAACUUCAAAUAAUCAUGAUGACAAUCAAUAAAUGGAUGGUUCGCGGAGGACUAAAUUGAGCGCUCUCUUUCACGUUGUCGUUUGUACAGUCUUGGAUUUCUGCAUGGUUCCGGCAUGGGAGUAGGGAAGCAGGAGUCAGGAUAUACCACGCGGACUCCGAAAAAAUGUUUAUGUAUACGAGUAGGAUGUCAAUCAAAUUGUACGAGCGUUGCAUUAUAAUGAUUUUCGCCCAUU